AGCACACAGUAACAAAUUUAUCAUCGAGAAAACUCACAACAGAAGAGACUUCAGUCCUGGCAAAAGGUCAUAAAUUCAACGUCACCACAGAUAACCUCCCCCUGCCCAAGAUUAUCGCCGCCCUCGAAAGCGGCAUCCAGCAGCUGGACCCUAAAGUACGGGAACCGCUCAGAAUAAAAGCAAUAGGCAUAAUAAGGUGCAAUAACAACCGCCGAAGAGAAAGAAACUUGUCGUCUGACGAAAUAAGAGCGCUGCGAUUACUGAGGGAAGAUGGGGACAUUGUAAUUCUACCAGCGGACAAGGGCAACUCAACCGUCGUGUUAAACACGCAGGACUACGAGGAAAAGGCGUCCACCCUCCUUAACAGCGAGGACUACGAAAAAUUAAAAAAGGACCCCACCACAAGGACCCAAUCAGUACUGAAUAAGACGCUCGUCGAAAUUUUCCGAAACCACCCAAGCUCUCGAAAUCUUUAUCUAAAAUUAAUGUGCAGGAACGGGUCCGCACCAGCCUUUUACGGCUUGCCUAAACUCCAUAAACCCGGAAUCCCCUUACGGCCAAUCGUAGACUUUUCGUGCUCCCCACUUCGAUCACUAUCCACAUACUUGCACCAGAUUAUAUCACCACUCACUGGAAGGACAGCAUCCCACGUGCGCAACCCCGAAAACUUCAUCAAGCUGAUAUCAAAUGUACGCCUCGAAGAUGAUGAAUGCCUGGUCUCUUUUGAUGUGAUCUCGUUGUUCACCAGAGUACCCAUUCAGUUAGCUAUAUCCGCAACAAGGGAUGCCCUGGAACGCGACGACACACUCGACGAGAGAACCCCCUUGAGUGUAGACGAGAUCUGCCGCCUUCUCGAGCUAUGCCUAUCAAAUACCUACUUCACCUUCCGAGGCAGCUACUACAAGCAGGUAAAAGGAACUCCCAUGGGGGCCUCAAUUUCCGUCACCAUGGCUAACCUAACUAUGGAAAAUAUCGAAGACAGAGCUCUGAGUACUUUUUCCCCGAAGCCAAAAGUUUUCCUCAGGUACAUGGAUGAUUGCUUCUGUAUCGUGAAGGAGUCGCAAGUCGAAAACCUGCAGAGCCAUUUAAAUUCCAUAGACCCGGAUAUACAGUUCACGUCGGAGCGCGAACAAAACGGAUCGCUACCAUUCCUAGAUGUACAAGUUACACGAACCAACGGCAAUCUAAAAUUCUCAGUCUACCGAAAACCAACCCACACAGGCCGCUACCUACACUUCUCAUCCAACCAUCCGGCAAACCACAAGGCAUCGGUCGUAAAUUCUUUAUUGAGAAGAGUCGAAACUCAUUGCACAUUGGAAUCAGAUCAAAAGAAAGAAAGGAGAACGGUUCUCAACGAACUCAAAAGGAACGGCUAUACAACGGAAUUCAUUCGAAAAACAACCCGACAACAAAAAAGAAAAAACAAACUACGAGACCUACAACCGUUGACUCCCCCUCGACCACAGAAACGAGUGUCCAUCCCAUACGUCAAAGGUACCAGCGAAGCUCUCAGCCGAAUAUUGAAAAAAGAAGGCCUCAAAGUCGCGCAUAAACCGAUGAACACUUUGAAUAUCCUCAUUCCUAAACCAAAAGACCGUCCACCAAAAGAAAAAGCUCAAGGCGUCGUCUAUAAAAUCAGCUGUGCCGACUGUCCGGCGUCGUACAUCGGGGAAACCAAAAAUCUAAAAGAAAGAAUCAGACAACAUGAAAACGACGUCAGAACAUUCAACCGAAUACGCAGCGCCGUCGCCGAACAUUCCGAAGACGCCGACCACAAGAUUUCUUUCCAAGAAACCCAAAUCCUUCAAACAGAGACAAACUGGCGAAAAAGGCUACUACUCGAGUCUUGGCACAUUCAGAACACGGCGGGUAAUAUAAACCGCGUGAAGGGCAUUCUUCCUUCGCUGUAUGUUCACGGCCUGGCAGACGUGCGCGACCUCUUCGCGAAGCUUCAGGAAUUCGUUGGGAGAGGUGGCGGAAGCACUCUCCUCUUGCACAUUUGCGACGAAGACGGACGGGUUUGCUGCGGCCAUGAUCGUGUCACCGAUGGCGGCCAUCUUGCCGAGAUCCUUACAAGCCACUGUGGCAAGCGCCACUCGGAUGUUGUUGGGGAGACGCUAAAGAAACGUCUUGCGCAGGAGCUUGCUGUCGAGACCUGUAACGGUUCCCACAAGUCGCUGCACGUGGCGCAGUAG
Molecule: messenger RNA, 2195 nt
Organism: Dermacentor silvarum
Lineage: Eukaryota; Metazoa; Arthropoda; Arachnida; Ixodida; Ixodidae
Exons: 3
Coding region: 486-2195 (569 amino acids)
Source: RefSeq, a predicted model, not a curated record